AUGUCGCUAACCGCAUCAAACCCCCUGUUGCUUCUAGGCUUCGGCCUCCUAGGCCACGCAUCGCCAUCGGUCGAGGUACAGGGCAAACAUUGCACAGUAAAGCCUCUCGGUCACGGCCAAGACGACGUCCCCAACAUUCUCAACGCAGUGGAAGAGUGCGGCCAAACGCCAGGAGGAAGGAUUUCUCUUCCGGCGCCCUACACGUAUCGCAUCAACCAGCGAAUGACGACGCAUCUUGAGCACUCCACCCUCGAAUUAGGCGGGACGUUACUCUUCAGCGACGACAUUACAUACUGGGUAGAUAAUUCCUACCGGAUCGACUUCCAAAAUCAGUCAACAGCCUGGCGGGUAACCGGCCAUGACUAUGUGAUUGACGGAGGUCCGGAGAGAGGUGGAAUCGACGGAAAUGGUCAGAUGUGGUACACUUGGGCGAAAGGAGGGAGCAAUGUGUUCGGUCGACCUAUGCCAUUGCAUGUGUUGAAUUCGACCAGGGCGGUCCUUCGCAAUCUCGCCAUUCGACAGCCGCAGUUUUGGGCUGUGUUGGUUGAUUCCUCGUCGCAUGUUGAGCUGGAUAAUUUCUAUGUCAAUGCGACUAAUUCAGAUCCUAAUGCCACCAAGGAUACGGUUUGGAUUCAGAAUACGGAUGGGAUUGAUAUGUACAGAUCUGAUCAUGUUACAAUCACGAACUGGGUGUAUGAAAGUGGUGAUGAUGCGGUGGCAUUCAAACCGAAUUCGACUAACAUUCACGUUGAGAAUGUGACGGUAUAUGGAGGACCUGGGAUUGCGUUCGGAUCGUUGGGACAGUAUCCCGACAGGUAUGAUAUUGUCGAGAAUAUAACUGUGAAGAAUGUCGAUAAUAUAUGCAUUGGUCAACUAAUAAUAUCCAGGAUCGGUGUCAACUUCGGUGUCCCUCCGAACGGAGGUGGAAACGGCCAUGGCUAUGUACGCAAUGUGACUGUCGAGGAUAUCACAUUCAAGGAUGUACAGCUACCGAUAUACAUAGAUACAUGCUUGAGCUACCUAUUCGACCAAAAUGUUACCCAAUACUGCGAUACGUCCACGUUUCGAUUCGAUGAUCUCCACUUUAAGAAUAUCAGCGGCAAUGGGCUUGCUACUCCCACUGACUACACGGGCAAGAAUAUUACAUUCGCAGUAUCCAUGAUCUGUUCCAAGGAGGCGCCAUGUACCAAUAUCACUUUCGAAGAUAUGGAUAUCAAACUGCCUGAGUCGUAUAGCGGAAAGAGUGUUCUAUGUGAGAACGCUGAUGUGCAAGGCCUUAAAUGUAACUCAUAA
Molecule: messenger RNA, 1293 nt
Organism: Aspergillus caelatus
Lineage: Eukaryota; Fungi; Ascomycota; Eurotiomycetes; Eurotiales; Aspergillaceae
Product: Putative galacturan 1,4-alpha-galacturonidase A
Exons: 4
Coding region: 1-1293 (430 amino acids)
Biological process (GO): carbohydrate metabolic process
Molecular function (GO): polygalacturonase activity
Source: RefSeq, a predicted model, not a curated record